This is a messenger RNA of Cucumis melo (muskmelon), 1350 nucleotides long. RefSeq lists its product as uncharacterized. The transcript has 5 exons. The record is from RefSeq and is a predicted model, not a curated record. The coding region runs from base 646 to 831 and encodes 61 amino acids. Lineage: Eukaryota; Viridiplantae; Streptophyta; Magnoliopsida; Cucurbitales; Cucurbitaceae.
AAAGGUCGAGAUUGAGAAAAAUAAAUAAAAUUACGAGUUUUGGUCCAUGUGCUGCAUGUAAAAUUAAAAGUAUUGUCCUUUCCUUCUAACUCUAAAAAAAAAAAUUAAAAGGAGAAUUAUCGCCGAAGCCACCCUCCCCACGCCGACCGCCACCACCGCUCCAACCAGCAGCCGACUACCAAACGUUAUCAUCGCAUGCACCGGAGCUAUCCGCAUUAGAUCAAAGCCGCGUCGAUCACUCUCUCUCUCGCGAUCUUGUCGUAGGAAGUUGGAUCUUGGAGUUUUUGAGAAAGAUUUGAAAUUUUGGAAGAGUUGGGUUGCUGUCAAGCCGAUUAGAAGCUCGUUUUUUGGCUCUUUUGACAUAAAUUUGGUUAGGAUCUUGGUCAUGGAUACCCAUUAAGUGUUUGGUGCAAAAUUAAAUUACUCUUGAAUUUGGAAUGUUAGAUUUGAGUUUAGAAGGUCGUUAUUGUGCUGUCCAGUGGAGUUCAGGUGAUUUUGGCCAGUUCUCCGUAAGAUUAUAGAUUUGGAGGAUUUUGAAGAAAUUUCUAGCGGAGUUUGGUAUCUUUUAGGUAUUCGCAUUCCUCGACUCAUUCCUAAAGCUCGGAUCAAGCACUUGUUAGAGCUUUAAAAAAUUGAUUGAAAAGUAUGCCACACCGAACACGACCUAUGGCUGCAGUUCUUGUAUUUACUGGUCUCAAUGUUGUGCUGGUAUCAACCAUCACUCCAGUUUAUGAUUUUGUGUGCUUUCAUCCAUACUGGGAAAGACGGAGAGAACGACGUCAGCAACAACGUGAAGCUGCUUUAGGGAAAGAGCUUUUAGCAGACAGAUAAACGUAUGCAGUACCUUUGAGAUUGUACAUUGCAUCUAAGUUCCCCAUACUCGAUCUUUUUAGGUGGCAGUUUCUCUCAUCCUCUUCAUCAUUUAAGAAUUGAAGAUAAGAAUGGGAUAAGAAAGCCCUUUACUUGCCAUCUGCAGGAUUUAUUGUCCACCGAUUGCAGAUUGUUGGAAAAGACAUAGAACUGGACCAUUAAAUUCACAAGCUAUCCUGAUUGAUAUGUCGUAAUCAAACUACCUUCCUUUCUGUACUCUUUUUUUUUUUCUUUUUUGUUAAUAUCUGCUUUUCUUGAGCACCCGCCUUCCAAUGAUACAGAUAGUUUACACUAAGUUAAUAUGUUCUUCCACAUGACAUUUUGACAAAAUAGGGCUGAGAAUUGAUGUUUUUAAUUGUGUAUAGUCACUAUAUUACGAAUUCAUUACCUUCCAUGAGAAUUGAUGUAUUGGAACAAAUUAGCUGAUUGCUUUUUUCUUAUUGUGACAAUUGAAGAUUAUGAUUGAAUCUUUAACCUCAA